Molecule: messenger RNA, 1788 nt
Organism: Penicillium macrosclerotiorum
Lineage: Eukaryota; Fungi; Ascomycota; Eurotiomycetes; Eurotiales; Aspergillaceae
Product: putative C6 transcription factor
Exons: 2
Coding region: 1-1788 (595 amino acids)
Biological process (GO): response to xenobiotic stimulus; DNA-templated transcription; regulation of DNA-templated transcription
Molecular function (GO): DNA binding; zinc ion binding; DNA-binding transcription factor activity, RNA polymerase II-specific
Source: RefSeq, a predicted model, not a curated record
AUGGCCGAAUCAACUCCUCGCAAGCGCUCCCGUGCAGCUUGCCUAUCCUGCCAGUCCCGCAAGCGAAAAUGCUCGGGCGAGCAGCCCUGCAGCACCUGCGCCCAGGCUGGCAUCUUGGAACAACCCCCAUUGCCGCACGUGCCCAGCGCAAGUGGCAGCGCUGCAUCACCGGCGUCUUGCCUUCUCAACGACACCCGACGAUUGAGUCAGUCCCUGGAAGCCAAUUCUGGUGCCGCAUUCGUUCGCAAGCUCGGCCUGCGGAUCGACCCAGCACGCGCACCGCGACUGCAUCUUUUCGCAUGGAAUGUUGGUGAGAGGCGCAAGUCACCAGCACUUGAGACAUCGGGACCGACGCUGGCGCCGGUACCGCCAUCGAUCACCAAUAUCAUUUCACAAGAAGAGAUGAAGCGGUUGACAGCCAUCUACUUUGAGAAAGUUGAUCCGUGCUAUGCAUUUCUCGACUCAAAGACCGUCAAUGAACGCAUCGCAGAGCGUUGGGCUGCAUUGCCAUUAUCAAGUGUUGUGUUGCCAGAUCAUCACCCAGACGAUGUAGUUCUCCUUGGUAUUGCAGCCUUUGGAUAUCUCUUUUCGCGGCGUCACAUUUCCCCAACCGAGCUUCAUCUUGUUGACUCAGCUCGCAUCAUCCUAGAAAGGAGCGUACUGGGCGCAGAGCCCCCAACCGUCGAGAAUGUGACCGGCUGGGUUCUUCGCACAGCUUAUCUGCGCAUGACGGCAUCGCCGCACGCAGCCUGGAUGGCUAGCUGCACGCUCAUGCACCUUAUCGAGGCCGCUGGUCUUCAUCUCGAAACCCCAAAUUCCAAUGGGCUUGUCUCAUCUUCAGCCUCAGGAACCUGCCAAACCGAGAACGUUGCUAGUACCACUAUUUCACAAGCAACUAAAAGCCCGGACCUACGCCGACGAAUCUUCGGCAUGGCCCGCCACCUCAACACCUGGACGUCUUUCGACCUCGGUCGCUCGCGCGUCACGCUAGACGGCGCACUAUCCGAAAUCCCAGCUACACACUCCAGUCACCCAACCGCACGUGUCGACCUCUUCCACCUCCUCCAGCUCACCGAAAGCCUCGAUCCCACGGGCCCGGUACCGCAGGAUCUCCACACCCUCGAAUCAACACUCACCUCUGUACUCAACCUAGUCUACUCCGAGCCGUCCCUGAUUCUCGUCCAAUGCAAUCUCAUGCUCUGCAUCUACCGGCGUAUCCGCGCCCUCAAUUUAAACGCCCACCCCCCACUGUCCACUCACCAGCUCGACCACAUCCUCGGGCUCGCGGAUCGCAGCCUGCGCGCCGCCUGCAAAAUGGUCGCCGCUACCUGCCCCUGGCACCAGGUUGCAAAUGUCCCCUUCCAGGUCGUCUGCACGCUGCUGGCGAUCGACAACCGCGCCGCUCUGGGCCUUCUCCCGGACGCCAUGCACACGCUGCGCACGGUUCUGACCGCCUAUGAUACGCCCGUCAUGCGCGAGGCCUACUCCACGGCGUACCUGCUGAUCGCGAUGCACCAGCGCCGCAAGGAGGACGACACCCGCGCGCUGGCGGAGGUGUUGCGCGCGAACGCGGCAGCGGCACCGGAGGCUGAGAUGGUGCGGCCGAAGGAGGCGGCGUCGGGGACCGAGGUGGAGGCGAAGCCGGUCGAGGGCUUGGGGCCCGUGUCUGAGGCGGAGUUGUCGUGGCUGGAGGAUUUGGUCAUUGACAUGCCUAGUUUACAGAACUUUGAUCUGGAUCAGUUCCUGAUGACGGAUGUGCCGUGGCCACUACCUGAGAUGGGCAUUUGA